AUGAAUAGAUCUUUACUGCUACGUUUGUCGGACACCGGUGAACCCGUUACAAGCUGCUCUUACGGCAAAGGUGUCCUGACACUACCACCCAUUCCGCUCCCUAAAGACGCCCCAAAGGACCAACCGCUAUAUACAGUCAAGUUAUUGAUAUCUGCGGGCUCUCCUGUGGCUAGAGAUGGGCUGGUUUGGACUAAUUGUCCUCCAGAUCACAACACGCCCUUCAAGAGAGACAAAUUUUACAAAAAAAUCAUUCAUUCCAGCUUUCACGAGGAUGACUGCAUCGACUUGAAUGUCUACGCUCCGGGCUCGUACUGCUUUUAUCUAUCCUUCAGGAACGAUAACGAAAAGCUGGAGACAACAAGGAAAUACUACUUUAUUGCCUUACCCAUGCUUUACAUAAACGAUCAGUUCCUUCCUUUAAAUUCCAUCGCUUUGCAGAGUGUCGUAUCGAAAUGGUUGGGCUCCGACUGGGAGCCAAUCCUAUCGAAAAUUGCCGCCAAAAACUACAACAUGGUGCAUUUCACUCCCCUGCAGGAAAGAGGCGAGUCUAAUUCACCUUACUCUAUAUACGACCAGUUACAGUUUGACCAGGAACACUUCAAGUCUCCUGAAGACGUGAAAAACUUAGUUGAACAUAUACAUCGCGAUCUAAACAUGCUUUCGUUGACAGAUAUUGUCUUUAAUCACACAGCUAAUAAUUCUCCUUGGUUGGUUGAGCAUCCAGAGGCUGGGUACAAUCACAUCACUGCUCCACAUUUAAUCAGCGCUAUAGAGCUCGACCAGGAACUACUCAAUUUUAGCAGCAACUUGAAAUCCUGGGGCUAUCCUACCGAACUGGAAAGUAUAGAAGAUCUUUUCAAGAUCAUGGACGGUAUUAAAGUACAUGUCUUAGGGUCGUUGAAACUGUGGGAAUACUAUGCAGUAAAUGUGCAAACGGCACUUCAGGAUAUCAAGGCUCAUUGGAAUGACGAAUCUAACGAAAGCUACAACUUCCCCGAGGAUAUUAAGGAUAUCUCGUCCGAUUUGGUAAAAUUGGCUUCCUUUGUGAAGGAUAACGUCACUGAGGCAAACUUCGGCACUCUUGGUGAAAGAAACUCAAACAAAAUUAACGUGUCCAAGUUUAUUCAACUACUGAAGCUCAUUAGCGAUACGGGUAGUGAAGACUGCGAAUCUUUCUUGGCCACCGCUCAGAACAUCUUGAACGAGGUCAACUUACCCCUAUAUAGAGAAUACGACGAUGACGUCAGUGAGAUACUCGAGCAACUGUUCAAUCGUAUUAAGUAUUUGAGAUUAGAUGAUAACGGACCUAAGCAGGGUCCAGUAACCGUAGAAGUGCCCUUAACAGAGCCUUAUUUUACGAGGUUCAAAGGAAAAGACGGUAUCAACUAUGCCCUCGCCAACAAUGGUUGGAUAUGGAAUGGUAACCCACUAGUGGAUUUUGCAUCUCAAAAUUCAAGAGCUUAUUUACGUAGAGAAGUUAUCGUGUGGGGGGACUGUGUCAAGUUAAGAUACGGUAGAAGCCCUGAAGACUCUCCGUACUUGUGGGAAAGGAUGUCCAAAUAUAUAGAAAUGAACGCCAAAAUAUUUGAUGGGUUCAGGAUCGAUAACUGUCAUUCUACUCCGAUACAUGUUGGCGAAUAUUUUCUGGAUUUGGCAAGAAAAUACAACCCGAACCUUUACGUCGUCGCAGAGCUGUUCUCUGGUUCCGAAACACUAGAUUGUCUGUUUGUCGAAAGGUUAGGUAUUUCCUCUUUAAUCAGAGAAGCAAUGCAGGCUUGGUCCGAAGAAGAGUUGUCCAGACUGGUCCAUAAGCAUGGUGGUAGGCCCAUUGGCUCCUAUAAGUUUGUUCCCAUGGACGACUUUUCAUAUCCAGCUGAUAUCAAUUUAAAUGAAGAACAUUGUUUCAACGACGCCAGUGAUAACUCCAUAAGAUGUGUAUCAGAAAUCAUGAUUCCAAAAAUUUUAACCGCCACUCCGCCACAUGCCUUAUUCAUGGACUGUACUCACGAUAAUGAAACUCCGUUUGAAAAGAGAACAGUCGAAGACACCUUACCCAAUGCUGCGUUAGUAGCGCUUUGCUCAUCCGCCAUUGGAUCUGUUUAUGGUUACGACGAAAUUUUCCCACAUUUACUGAAUUUGGUCACUGAGAAAAGACAUUAUGACAUUUCUACUCCUACUGGUAGCCCUUCGAUGGGAAUAACCAAAGUCAAGGCCACUUUGAAUUCGAUUAGAACAAGUAUGGGUAAGAAAGCAUAUGACAUUGAAGACUCUGAAAUGCAUGUGCAUCACCAGGGCCAGUAUAUUACUUUCCAUCGUAUGGAUGUUAAAUCCGGCAAAGGUUGGUACUUAAUUGCCAGGAUGAAAUUUUCUGAUAAUGGCGACCCUAACGAGACUUUACCCCCAGUGGUGUUAAAUCAGUCCUUGUGCUCCCUCAAAUUUUCAUAUGCUUUAGAAAGAAUUGGCGAUGAAGUUCCCGAUGAUGAUAAAUUCAUUAAAGGUAUUCCCACAAAAUUGAAGGAGCUUGAGGGGUUCGAAAUUUCUUAUGAUGACGAUAAAAAAAUUUCAACGAUAAAACUACCCAAUGAAUUCCCUCAAGGAUCUAUUGCCAUUUUUGAGACCCAACAAAAUGGUGUAGACGAGUCCCUCGAUCACUUCAUAAGGUCAGGUGCUUUAAAGGCCACUUCAAAUUUGACUUUAGAGUCGAUAAAUUCCAUCUUAUAUCGUAGUGAGCCUGAAGAAUACGACGUUAGCGCCGGCGAAGGCGGUGCUUAUAUUAUUCCUGAUUUUGGAAAGCCGGUGUAUUGCGGCCUGCAAGGUUGGGUUUCUGUUUUGAGAAAGAUUGUGUUUUACAAUGAUUUGGCGCAUCCCUUAAGCGCAAAUUUAAGAAAUGGACACUGGGCUUUAGAUUAUACUAUCAGUAGGCUCAAUUACUACAGCGACGAAGUAGGAAUCACAGAAGUACAGAACUGGUUACGCUCAAGAUUCGAUAGAGUGAAAAAGUUACCGAGCUACUUAGUGCCCAGUUAUUUCGCCUUGAUCAUAGGUAUUCUUUAUGGUUGUUGUCGCUUGAAAGCAAUACAGCUGAUGUCUCGUAAUAUUGGUAAAUCUACAUUGUUCGUACAAAGCUUAUCAAUGACAUCCAUCCAGAUGGUUUCCAAAAUGAAGUCAACCUCUAUUUUACCAGGCGAAAAUGUUCCCUCUAUGGCUGCAGGUUUGCCACAUUUCAGCGUAAACUAUAUGAGGUGCUGGGGUAGAGAUGUAUUUAUAUCGUUAAGAGGUAUUUUAUUAACCACAGGUAGAUUUGAUGAAGCAAAGGCGCAUAUACUAGCCUUUGCAAAAACUUUGAAACAUGGUUUAAUUCCAAAUUUGUUGGAUGCGGGUAGGAACCCAAGGUAUAAUGCUCGUGAUGCUGCAUGGUUCUUUUUGCAAGCUGUACAGGACUAUAUUCAUAUCGUUCCUGAUGGUGAAAAAAUCUUACAAGAGCAAAUAACAAGAAGGUUCCCACUGGAUGACACUUACAUUCCUGUAGAUGAUCCAAGGGCAUUUAGUUACUCUAGUACCUUGGAAGAGAUUGUUUACGAAAUCUUGAGUAGACAUGCUAAGGGAAUUAAGUUUAGGGAAGCUAAUGCAGGUCCAAACUUAGAUCGUGUUAUGAGCGAUGAAGGGUUUAACGUUGAAAUCUACGUCGAUUGGUCUACUGGGUUAGUUCACGGUGGAUCUCAGUAUAAUUGCGGUACCUGGAUGGAUAAGAUGGGAGAAAGCGAAAAAGCAGGUUCUGUCGGUAUACCUGGAACACCUAGAGACGGAGCCGCAAUAGAAAUUAACGGGCUUUUAAAAAGUGCUUUAAGAUUUGUUAUUGAGCUAAGCAAGAAGGGAUUGUUCAAGUUUACCGAUGUGGAGAAACAAGACGGUGAUAAAAUUAGUUUUACUGAAUGGAAUCAAUUACUCCAAGACAACUUCGAAAAAAGAUACUAUAUCCCGGAGGACCCAUCGGAAGAUGCAGAAUAUGAUGUGGAGGCCAAACUGGGGGUUAAUAGAAGAGGAGUAUACAGAGACUUAUACAAGUCAGGUAAGCCUUAUGAAGAUUAUCAGUUAAGACCAAAUUUUGCCAUUGCCAUGACUGUGGCACCGGAAUUAUUUGUACCUCAACAUGCCACAAAAGCAAUCACUAUUGCGGAUAAAGUUUUAAGAGGUCCAGUAGGUAUGCGCACUUUAGAUCCAAGUGAUUACAAUUACCGUCCUUACUACAACAAUGGAGAAGAUUCAGAAGAUUUUGCCACCUCAAAAGGUAGAAACUAUCACCAAGGUCCUGAAUGGGUUUGGCUUUACGGCUACUUUUUAAGAGCAUUCCAUCAUUUCCACUUCAAAACCAGUCCACGUUGCCAGAAUGCCGCCAAAGAAAAACCGUCUUCGUAUUUGUACCAACAAUUAUACUACAGAUUAAAGGACAAUAGAAAAUGGAUUUCUGAGAGUGUGUGGGCAGGAUUGACAGAACUAACCAACAAGGACGGCGAGUUGUGCAAUGACUCAAGCCCUACACAAGCCUGGAGUUCUGCUUGUUUGUUGGAUCUAUUUUAUGAUUUGUGGGAUGCCUACGAAGAUGAUUCCUGA
Molecule: messenger RNA, 4611 nt
Organism: Saccharomyces paradoxus
Lineage: Eukaryota; Fungi; Ascomycota; Saccharomycetes; Saccharomycetales; Saccharomycetaceae
Gene: GDB1
Product: bifunctional 4-alpha-glucanotransferase/amylo-alpha-1,6-glucosidase
Exons: 1
Coding region: 1-4611 (1536 amino acids)
Biological process (GO): glycogen biosynthetic process; glycogen catabolic process
Molecular function (GO): amylo-alpha-1,6-glucosidase activity; 4-alpha-glucanotransferase activity
Source: RefSeq, a predicted model, not a curated record